AAUAAACAAUCACAGUCACAAAUUCACAUUCCUCUUCUCUCUUCAAUGACGGAUCAGAACCAGAAAGCAGAGCUCUUUGAGCUCAACAAUGGCGCCAUGCAGGUCCUCAUCACCAAUCUCGGUUGCACAAUCACCUCAUUGUCCGUACCCGCCAAAGAUGGGGUGUUGUCCGACGUUGUUCUCGGUCUCGACUCUGUUGAAUCAUACCAGAAAGGUCUUUCUCCUUAUUUCGGCUGCAUUGUGGGUCGGGUUGCGAACAGAAUUAAGGAUGGCAAGUUUACACUUGAUGGGGUUGAGUAUUCUCUGCCUAUCAACAACCCACCAAACAGUCUCCAUGGUGGAAACGUUGGGUUUGAUAAGAAGAUAUGGGAGGUGAUUGAAUAUAGAAAAGGUGAAACCCCAUCAAUCACUUUCAAGUAUCAAAGUCACGAUGGAGAGGAAGGUUAUCCUGGGGAAAUCACUGUAACCGCAACAUACACGCUCACCUCAAACACAACUCUGAGGCUUGACAUGGAAGGAGUGCCAAAGGACAAGCCCACCAUAAUUAACUUAGCUCAGCACACCUACUGGAACUUAGCCGGCCACAGCUCAGGGAAUAUACUUGACCAUUCGAUCCAAAUUUGGGCCAAUCACAUCACUCCGGUGGAUCAGAAUACCGUGCCGACCGGUGAAAUCAUGCCGGUGAAGGGUACCCCUUUUGAUUUCACAUCUCAGAAGAGAAUCGGUGACACAAUUAGUCAGGUCGGAAUGGGAUAUGACCACAACUAUGUGCUUGAUUCUGGGGAAGAGAAAGAAGGUUUGAGGCAUGCUGCAAAAGUGAAGGAGCCAUCGAGCUCGAGGGUGCUGAACUUGUGGACAAAUGUCCCUGGUAUGCAAUUUUACACCGCAAACUAUGUUGAUGGUGUUGCUGGAAAAGCAGGUGCUGUGUAUGGAAAGCAUGCAGGGUUAUGUCUUGAGACACAGGGAUUCCCCAAUGCCAUAAACCAGCCAGAUUUCCCAUCUAUUGUGGUUCGACCUGGUGAGAAGUAUCAGCAUUCCAUGUUGUAUGAGUUUUCAGUUGAGUGAAGCAAUGCUGUUAAAGCAGCAUUGGAGUAAGGUAGACUUGCAUGUGAAUAUGUUAUGAUUUAGAACCUGGACUUUGGCGUCUCCUAGAAUAAAUUUUGUUCGAAUAAAUGCCAGAGCUAUUCCCUGUUUCAGUUUAAAGAGCACAUUAUUAGCUGUUU
Molecule: messenger RNA, 1223 nt
Organism: Lotus japonicus
Lineage: Eukaryota; Viridiplantae; Streptophyta; Magnoliopsida; Fabales; Fabaceae
Exons: 5
Coding region: 46-1065 (339 amino acids)
Biological process (GO): beta-D-galactose catabolic process via UDP-galactose, Leloir pathway; glucose metabolic process
Molecular function (GO): aldose 1-epimerase activity; carbohydrate binding
Source: RefSeq, a predicted model, not a curated record